This is a messenger RNA of Hevea brasiliensis (rubber tree), 2801 nucleotides long. Its product is annotated as protein tesmin/TSO1-like CXC 2. The record is from RefSeq and is a predicted model, not a curated record. Bases 320 to 2632 code for a protein of 770 amino acids. Lineage: Eukaryota; Viridiplantae; Streptophyta; Magnoliopsida; Malpighiales; Euphorbiaceae. The transcript has 10 exons. Gene Ontology annotation, molecular function: DNA-binding transcription factor activity.
AACUUUUUUAAAGCAAAGGGAGAGCGGUAGUUUUAAUGGAGGAGACACAAAUGCCACAUAUAAACAGUUGUUGAGAAUGUGGGGUUGCCGAUGGUGGGUCAUUUGGGGUUAUCACCACAAGGAAAUCCACAGCCUCUCCGCUUUCCCGCUUCUUCUUCAAUCUCUAGUAGAGUGAGAGAGAAUUUCACUCCUCACACUCUCUACUUUCUAUCUUUGCACAGAAUGCCCAUUCAGAUAAAAUCUUAACUCAGCACUCCUAUGGUUGCUCUCUGUGUGAAGAAUUAGCUAGCUAUGCGAUGCUGCUUCUUCUUCACUGGCCAUGGACACCCCUGAGAAAACCCAGAUCACCACUUCCCUUUCUAAAUUCGAGGAUUCCCCUAUCUUCAACUAUAUCAAUAGUCUUUCUCCUAUCAAGCCACUAAAGUCCAUACACAUUACUCAGACAUUCCAAUCACUUAGUUUCGCGUCUGUCCAAUCAAUUUUCACUUCUCCGCAUGUUAGCUCUCACAAGGAAUCUAGGUUCCUAAGAAGGCAUAACUACUCAGAUCCCUUAAAGUCUGAGUUCUCAUCUGAAAAUGGGAAUAAAGUCAGCAGUGAUGAAGGGGCUGCUUUGGAUGUGGUUCAGCUGUAUGAUAACUCAUCUGAGCUACAGGAAAAUUUUGAUCCAGGGGUGUCUAUUGGAGAAGUUUCUGUGGGACCUCGUAGUGAACAUUUGAAAUUUGCACUGGAGCUGCCACAGAGGAUAAAAUAUGAUUGUGGUAGCCCAGAAUGUGAUGCAACACCUCGUUGUGGUCCUCAAAUUGAUUGUACAUCAGAAUUGGCUGGUGUCUCACAAAAAUGUUCACCUGAAUGUAAAGUACAUCCACAGGGGAUAUACCAGACUGAGCAGAAAGAAGAAGCUUCAGAUUGUGAUUGGGAGAAUUUAAUGUCAGAUGCUACUGGCCUAUUAAUUUUUAAUUCUCCAAUUGACACCAAGGCUUUUAAGGGGCUAAGGCAGAAAUCAGUGGAUCUUGGUGCAAGUUUUUCUGCUUCUGUUGACGAUGUGCAUAAAGGGGGAAUAGAUCCUGUUGAUUCUGGUGAACAACACGAGAUGGAAUAUCCUUCAACUCAACCUGGAGAAACUAUUGUACCAAAGGAAAUAAACCAGUUCCGGGACAACCUUGCUGCAAAUAACAAUUCAAAUAAGUGCAUGACUAGCAAUCUAAGUGAGGAAAUGGAAAAUGAGGUGGGAAUAUCCACUGGAGUUGUUUCUAAGGCUGUUUCUAUUUUGCAUUGCGGCAUGCGAAGGCGUUGUUUAGAUUUUGAGACGGUAGGAGCCCAUAGGAAGAAAUUAAGUAAUGGUUCAAAUUCAAGUACUUCUGUAGGAGGGCAAUCUGAUGAGAAGAUUGCCUCUAAAGAUAAGCAAUUAGUUCCUUUUAAGCCUGGCAGUGAUUCUUCAAGGCGUGUUUUACCUGGAAUUGGCUUGCACUUAAAUGCUCUGGCAAUAACUUCCAAGGAUACCAAAAAUGCGAAUCAUGAAACUUUGUCUUCUGUAAUAAGUUUACCCAGCACUGUUGCUUCCUUUCACUCCCCAAGUACGGGCCAAGAACUUAAUGAAUCACUGUCUUUAGCCGCUGCUGACGUAGACAUGGAUCCAACUGAAAGUGAUGUUCCACUUGUGGAAGAUGUUCCUCAGACAUCUGCUUGUUUAGUUACUGAAGAGUUCAAACAUAGUAGCCCCAAAAAGAAGAGGCAUAAGUUGGAAGGAGAAAGUGAAGCAUGCAAGCGUUGUAACUGUAAGAAGUCAAAGUGUUUGAAACUUUACUGUGAAUGUUUUGCUGCUGGUGUCUACUGCAUAGAACCAUGUUCAUGUCAAGAUUGCUUCAACAAGCCUAUUCAUGAAGAUACUGUUCUUGCAACUCGCAAACAGAUUGAAUCUCGCAACCCACUUGCAUUUGCUCCAAAAGUCAUUAGGAGCUCUGAAACUGCAAUCGAAAUUGGGGAUGAAUCCAGCAAAACUCCUGCUUCAGCAAGACAUAAAAGAGGAUGCAACUGCAAGAAAUCUAGUUGCCUCAAGAAAUACUGUGAAUGCUAUCAGGGUGGUGUUGGAUGCUCCGUUAAUUGCAGAUGUGAAGGAUGUAAGAAUGCCUUUGGUAUAAAGGAUGGAUCUGCUCCUACAGAAAAAGAAGCUGAACCAGAAGAUGAAACAGGAGGUGAAAAUAGUAUAAUUUUGCAGAAAACUGAAAUGCAGAAUAAUGAAGAGCAAAAUCCAAAUUCUGCUCUUCCCAUGACACCAUUAGCGCUUUGCAGACAAUUGCUUCAACUGCCAUUUUCAUCAAAGACCAAACCACCGAGAUCUUUUCUCAGUGUUGGAUCAUCUUCUGGAUUCUAUCCUGGCCCAAAAUAUGGUAAACCGAAUAUUCUGAGGCCUCGGCCAAAGCUUGAGACGCAAGUACAAGCCCCUCAUGAUGAUGAUAUGCCUGAGAUCCUCAGAGGCAACUUCUCUCCAAGCACUGGCAUCAAGACUUCUCCCAACAGCAAGAGGGUUUCUCCGCCUCACAGUAUUUUAGGAUCAUCACCUGGUAGGAGGAGUGGCCGGAAGUUGAUAUUGCAAUCCAUACCUUCCUUUCCUUCUCUUACUCCCCAGCAUUGAAAUGAAAUCUUUCCCAUUAAGAUCAGAAAAUUCUUUAAACCUUUGUUGUGUUGAGAUGUAGUUGAGUGUUAGUUCAGCUCUCCUUGUACAAUAAUAUGCUAUCUCACUCUCAUAAUGUCCAAGCACUUUAAAUCAUUGUAUAAUAUGGUAAUUUUGUUUUCUUUUCUAA